Molecule: messenger RNA, 234 nt
Organism: Drosophila miranda
Lineage: Eukaryota; Metazoa; Arthropoda; Insecta; Diptera; Drosophilidae
Product: structural maintenance of chromosomes protein 2-like
Exons: 2
Coding region: 1-219 (72 amino acids)
Biological process (GO): mitotic chromosome condensation
Cellular component (GO): chromatin; condensed chromosome; condensin complex
Molecular function (GO): chromatin binding
Source: RefSeq, a predicted model, not a curated record
AUGAACGAAUAUCUUCUUCCAAUAUGUACAUACGUAAAAAAGCUGGUGCUCGACGGCUUCAAAUCGUACGGUCGGCGCACGGAAAUCGAUGGCUUCGAUCCGGAGUUUACGGCCAUCACCGGUCUGAACGGAUCCGGGAAAUCCAGCAUUUUGGACAGCAUUUGCUUCGUGCUGGGCAUCAGUAAUCUGCAGAAUGUAAGUUCCGCCAGAUACAUAUAACACAACAUUAUUUAA